This is a messenger RNA of Zea mays, 766 nucleotides long. RefSeq names its product 60S ribosomal protein L13a. Gene Ontology annotation, molecular function: mRNA binding; structural constituent of ribosome. The coding region runs from base 44 to 664 and encodes 206 amino acids. The transcript is spliced from 4 exons. Gene Ontology annotation, cellular component: ribosome; cytosolic large ribosomal subunit. Gene Ontology annotation, biological process: translation; negative regulation of translation. The record is from RefSeq and is marked provisional. Lineage: Eukaryota; Viridiplantae; Streptophyta; Magnoliopsida; Poales; Poaceae.
CGAAACCCUAACGCCGCCGCCGCUUCACAGGUAAACCGCCGCCAUGGUCUCGGGUUCCGGCGUAUGCGCGAAGCGCAUCGUGGUGGACGCGCGCCACCACAUGCUGGGCCGCUUGUCGUCGAUUAUCGCCAAGGAACUGCUCAAUGGGCAGAAGGUGGUCGUCGUCCGCUGCGAGGAGAUCUGUAUGUCCGGUGGGCUCGUACGCCAGAAGAUGAAGUACCUCCGCUUUCUCCGCAAGCGGAUGAACACCAAGCCAUCCCAUGGGCCCAUCCACUUCCGCGCCCCGUCCAAGAUCCUGUGGCGCACCAUCCGCGGGAUGAUUCCGCACAAGACCAAGAGGGGGGAGGCGGCUCUGGCGAGGCUCAAGACGUACGAGGGCGUCCCGCCGCCGUACGACAAGACCAAGCGCCUGGUCAUCCCUGACGCUCUUAAGGUCCUGAGGCUGCAACCUGGACACAAGUACUGCCUCCUUGGUGAGCUUUCUAAGGAGGUCGGAUGGAACUACCAUGACACCAUCAGGGAGCUUGAGGAGAAGAGGAAGGAGAAGGCCAAGGUGGCCUAUGAGAGGAGGAAGCAGCUGGCCAAGCUGCGCCUAAAGGCUGAGGCUACAGCCGAGGAGAAGUUAGGGUCCCAGCUGGACAUUCUUACUCCGAUCAAGUACUGAAUUUGUGGAACAUCUGAUCCAUCGUUUUAAAAUUGUGACAGUAUAAUCUUGAGUGCUAUUCCGAACACAUUUUUUAGCCGGUGAAUGUAUUGUUUGUUUUAU